UUAAACAGCACGUGGUGAUGAACUCGUUGAAGCGUGCAGAGUUACUUGAUGUUGUGUUAAAUAUCGUCAACACAUUUGUGAAGGGAAACAUAUUGUAAUAUGGCUGCGUUUACGGUUGACGAUCACAUUGCAAGUCUUUUCGCAGAGUUUUGUCUCGUAACUGGAGCUACUGAAGAUGAAGCACUUGAAUAUUUACAAAAGAAAGACUGGCAAGUUGUGGAUGCAAUCAAUUUAUACUUUGACACAGUGGCAAAUCAACCUGAUGACAUGGAAGCAGCUGCAGCAAGUCUGUCUGCUAAAGAUAGCUGCGGUGGAAGCACAACUCAACAACAAGGUGAAAAGAAGAUCAAAUUAGUAACAUGGAAUAUUGAUGGUCUGGAUGAUAAAGAUCUGAUGCACCGAACCAAAGCAGUCUGUAGUACUAUAGAAAGACUAGAUCCAGAUAUUGUGUUUCUCCAGGAGGUAAUUGUUGACACUGCAUCAUACAUUGAGAAACGAUGUCAAAGGUACAAGGUGUUAAAGACAAGUAAUACUGCAUAUUUCACUGCUAUGAUGUUUAAAAAAAGCUCAGUCACAAUUCUGUCAAAUUCUGUUCAGCCAUUUGAGAAUACGACAAUGAUGAGGAUGCUACAAAAAGUUCAGGUCAAGUGUGCUGGACUUGAUCUCCUUCUCAUGAACUCUCACCUAGAGAGCACAAAAGAGAAACAUGCAGAACGGAAGGAACAGUUCAAGAUUGCACUCGAGGAAAUGGCCAAUGCUAGUAGGGAUACUGUGGUUUUGUUUGGAGGUGAUACAAACCUAAGAGACAGUGAGGUGAGCCGUAUGGGAGGCAUACCUGGAGGGAUCGUGGACCUGUGGGAACUGUUUGGUCGUCCAGAAGAUUCCAAGUAUACAUGGGAUACCCAGCAGAACAACAACCUCAAUUGGCCGUAUCCUAACAAACCAAGAAUACGUUUUGACAGGCUGUUCCUAAGGCAAGCUGAGACAGCCUCUCAAGUUUCUCUACAAACAUUCAAACUCAUUGGUAAUGAGUGGAUUGCAGCAGUUGAUCGCUUUCCGAGCGACCACUUUGGGAUUUUCUGUGACUUCAAAGUCAAUUAAGAUGCUGUGAAGAAAAUUUAUGUCCUCUUUGCCAAUCCAAGCACAAAUCCAAACAGUUGGUGGAGUGGUUGUGUUUGUGUUCUCAAUCUUGAGGUCGGGGUGUGAGCUUCUUGCUGUAUAUUUCGCUUAUGUCCUUAAGCAAGGCAAUUUAAAAAUAUUUUUGUCGCUUUCACCUAGGAAUAUAAACAGAUACCUGUGACAGUGAAUGUAUUUGCCCAAUGGAGGACAGGCAUACUUCCCAGGUAGUGGAAGAGGUUGCACUUUGUGCCAUUUCGAGAAUACAGUGCAGUAUUCAAUGACCAGGGCCUAUAACAACAUUUCCAGCACCUGGUAUACACCCUUAGCAAAAGGUGGUAUAUAUAUUGUUAUAUACCUCAUACAUAGAUUCUAGGCAUCUGAUUGGUUAAAAAGUAGGCAAUAGAAAGCAUUAUUCCCUGAAAAAUAGUACUUUUUUGACCUGUCGCGUGGUGCUAACUGUAGGCCCCACCUUUGCGCUGAUGGUAGAGGGGACUGUGACCUCUACGACGAAAGAGAUUGGCCCUUGAUCGCGCCACAGAUCAACAAGUAGACGAUAAACAAUAAUUAUGGAGGAUGUCGGUUCAAUCUCCUGGAUGAAGAAGGACUAGCCUAGGCCUAGCAAUACUUCCUGAUGAAGCCGAUAGCAAAAACACCAAAAGACAAAUUAAAUAUGUCUUGUCAGUAGUCGACAAAUAUUGCAAGACGAUGGAUUGAAAUUGAGGAAAUGAGCAAAGAAGAGCUAGACACACUCUUUGAUCAAUUAGGCCCUAGUUAGUAGGCCUCUAGGCUAGGAAGUAAGUACUUUUUAGGCCUCGUAGAAUCUAUGUAUGAGGUAUAUUAAACAAAUAUUGACUGCUCUAGAUUCGGGGAGCGGUGAAAUCUAUUACCCCGAGGUGAUGUGGAGACCGUAGCCUAUCUUCCCUCAGGCCUAUUGUCCCGAGGUGACUCCACAUCACAUCAGGGAUAUAGAUUUCACCAUUCGCCUCAUGAGCAGUCAAUAUUUGUAUACAAUAUUAUUAUGUAACAGGCUUCAAUGAAACAGCCAGUAAAACGUUAGACAAGUUAGUACUUGUGUUGACUUGGUCGCACAAUGGAAAAUAAAUUGUUGCCAAUUAUCAUAUACAGUAAAUUUCAUUUGUAUCAG
Molecule: messenger RNA, 2263 nt
Organism: Anneissia japonica
Lineage: Eukaryota; Metazoa; Echinodermata; Crinoidea; Comatulida; Comatulidae
Product: tyrosyl-DNA phosphodiesterase 2-like
Exons: 6
Coding region: 100-1101 (333 amino acids)
Biological process (GO): double-strand break repair
Cellular component (GO): cytoplasm; PML body
Molecular function (GO): 5'-tyrosyl-DNA phosphodiesterase activity; protein binding; single-stranded DNA binding
Source: RefSeq, a predicted model, not a curated record